CCUCUGUGGGCGGGGCUCCGUGAAACCUGCCCUGCCGCCAGGGAUUGUCUGCCAAAGCCUGCGAGCGCCAGCCGAGAUCGCAGCCCAACCCAUGGCCGGGUCUCCUAGCCGCGCCGCGGGCCGGCGACUGCAGCUUCCCCUGCUGUGCCUCUUCCUCCAGGGCGCCACUGCCGUCCUCUUUGCUGUCUUUGUCCGCUACAACCACAAAACCGACGCUGCCCUCUGGCACCGGAGCAACCACAGUAACGCGGACAAUGAAUUUUACUUUCGCUACCCAAGCUUCCAGGACGUGCAUGCCAUGGUCUUCGUGGGCUUUGGCUUCCUCAUGGUCUUCCUGCAGCGUUACGGCUUCAGCAGCGUGGGCUUCACCUUCCUCCUGGCCGCCUUUGCCCUGCAGUGGUCCACACUGGUCCAGGGCUUUCUCCACUCCUUCCACGGUGGCCACAUCCAUGUUGGCGUGGAGAGCAUGAUCAAUGCUGACUUUUGUGCGGGGGCCGUGCUCAUCUCCUUUGGUGCCGUCCUGGGCAAGACCGGGCCUGCCCAGCUGCUGCUCAUGGCCCUGCUGGAGGUGGUGCUGUUUGGCAUCAAUGAGUUUGUGCUCCUUCAUCUCCUGGGGGUGAGAGUCUGGGAAGGGAUGGAGUCGGGGCUGGGGGGUGGUCAAGGUCAGCCUCUGAGCCAGGAGCGUGGGGGCGGGGGCGGGGUGCUGCCUCUCACCCCACCUCCCCAGGUGAGAGAUGCCGGAGGCUCCAUGACUAUCCACACCUUUGGUGCCUACUUCGGGCUCGUCCUUUCGCGGGUUCUGUACAGGCCCCAGCUGGAGAAGAGCAAGCACCGCCAGGGCUCCGUCUACCAUUCAGACCUCUUCACCAUGAUUGGGACCAUCUUCCUGUGGAUCUUCUGGCCUAGCUUCAACGCUGCACUCACAGCGCUGGGGGCUGGGCAGCAUCGGACGGCCCUCAACACAUACUACUCCCUGGCUGCCAGCACCCUUGGCACCUUUGCCUUGUCAGCCCUUGUAGGGGAAGAUGGGAGGCUUGACAUGGUCCACAUCCAAAAUGCAGCGCUGACCGGAGGGGUUGUAGUGGGGACCUCAAGUAAAAUGAUGCUGACACCCUUUGGGGCUCUGGCAGCUGGUUUCUUGGCUGGGACUGUCUCCACGCUGGGGUACAAGUUCUUCACGCCCAUCCUUGAAUCGAAAUUCAAAGUCCAAGACACAUGUGGAGUCCACAACCUCCAUGGCAUGCCGGGGGUCCUGGGGGCCCUCCUGGGGGUCCUUGUGGCUGGGCUUGCCACCCAUGAAGCUUACGGAGAUGGAUGAGUUUCCUCCCAACCCGCACUGCACCUGGAGAGUGUGUUUCCACUCAUAGCCGAGGGCCAGCGCAGUGCCACGUCACAGGCCAUGCACCAGCUCUUCGGGCUGUUUGUCACACUGAUGUUUGCCUCUGUUGGCGGGGGCCUUGGAGGGCUCCUGCUGAAGCUACCCUUUCUGGACUCCCCCCCAGACUCCCAGUGCUACGAGGACCAAGUUCACUGGCAGGUGCCUGGCGAGCAUGAGGAUAAAGCCCAGAGACCUCUGAGGGUGGAGGAGGCAGACACUUAUGCCUAACCCACUGCCAGCCCCUGAGAAGACACGCUCCUUUUCGAAGAUGCUGACUGGCUGCUACUAGGAAGUUCUUUUUGAGCUCCCAUUCUGCUCAAGAAGGGAGCCAUGAGCCAGAAGAAGGCCCCUUUCCACAGGCAGCGUCUCCACAGGGAGAGGGGCAGCAGGAGGCUGGGAAAUGGUGGGGAGUGGGGCCGUAACUGGGUACAGUAGGGGGAACCUCACCAGAUACCCAACCCGACUGCCCUACCAGCCUGUACAUGGGUAGAAGAGGCCAAAUUGAGGCACCCAAGUGAUCCACUGGCCCCACGUCACACAGUUACAGUGAAGCCCAAGCCAGGCCUGGUUGAGGGUGAUAAACGCCACUGUCUCUAAGG
Molecule: messenger RNA, 1977 nt
Organism: Gorilla gorilla gorilla (western lowland gorilla)
Lineage: Eukaryota; Metazoa; Chordata; Mammalia; Primates; Hominidae
Gene: RHBG
Product: Rh family B glycoprotein
Exons: 9
Biological process (GO): ammonium transmembrane transport; ammonium homeostasis
Cellular component (GO): plasma membrane
Molecular function (GO): ammonium channel activity
Source: RefSeq, a predicted model, not a curated record